AUGGCCGACAUAAUCCUCACCCCCAUUGUGGAACUGAUCAUUGGGACCUUGGGUUCCGCAGCUGUUGAUGAGAUCAAAUCUGUGUAUGGCGCAAAAGAUGAGCUCUGCAAACUUGAGAGCCCCCUCUCAACCAUUAGAUCCGUCCUUGUUGACGCGGAGAAGCGGCAGAUCCGUGAAGAGCAGGUCAGAGAUUGGCUGGAAAAGCUUGAGGCCGUGUUGGACGAUGCUGAUGAUUUGGUGGAUGGAGUUGCCGCUGAAGGUUUGCGACAAAAGGUGAUGUCUGGAAAGAAAAUAAGCAAGAAGGUACGCACUUUCUUUUCGUCCAACAACCAACUUGUUUUCCGGCACAAGAUGGCCAGAAGAAUUAAAGAUAUUAGGGAGAGAUUGUCUGAGAUUGCAGCUGAGAGAAGAGUCUUGUAUUUAGUUGAGCGUCACGAACCUGCGACAAGAGUGAGGGACGAGAGUCACUCAUUUGUAGUCGAGAAAAAUGUUGUUGGGAGAGAUAAAGAUAGAAAGGCAAUCAUAGAACUCUUGUUGGGUCCACAGAAUGGGACUCGUCAAGAGAAAGAUGUGCAUGUCAUUCCCAUAGUUGGGAUGGGAGGACUUGGAAAGACUACACUAGCUCAACUUGUUUUUAACGAUGAGAGGGUCCAACAACAUUUUGAGCUGAAAGUUUGGGUGUGUGUGUCUAACGAUUUUAACGUAAAAGUACUUUGCGAAAAGAUUACUAAAAUCGUAACAAAUGAAAACAUAGGAAACCUUGAGAUGGAACAAUUACAAAGAAUGCUUAGAGAGAAGUUAAAUGGAAAACGGUUGGUUCUCGUACUAGAUGAUGUCUGGAGUGAGGAUGCCCGAAAAUGGAGAGAGUUAAAAGAGUUGUUAACGGCAAGUUGUUCAAAGGGGAGUAGGAUAAUUGUAACCACCCGUCUUCAUACAGUUGCAAAUGUUAUGGGCACCAUGCAGCCCCAGGAUUUGGGGAUUCUAGAUUCGGAAGACUCUUGGAAUCUCUUUAAGAAAAUGGCUGAUGACGAGGGAAAAGAGCUAACUAACGCCACCCUUGUGGAUACUGCAAAAGGAAUUUUGGCAAAGUGUGCAGGACUCCCACUUGCUAUAAGUAUGAUAGGAAGUACGCUAUUGUGCUCUAGAAAUCCAGAAACGGAUUGGCCAUCUUUCCUUGAAAAUGACCUUUCGAUCAUAACUCGAGAAGAAGAUGGAGUGUUAUCAACACUAAAGUUGAGUUAUGAUUAUCUUCCAUCACAUUUGAAACCAUGCUUUGCUUAUUGUAGAUUAUUUCCUAAAGAUCAUGACUUUGAUGUCCAAACACUUGUAAUUCUUUGGGUAGCACAAGGGUUUAUUAAGCCAAGUCGAAGCCAAAAUCUGGAGGAAAUAGGUUAUCAAUAUUUUAGGGAUUUACUUUCUAGAUCCUUCUUUCAAGAAGCUAAAAAAGAUGAACUGAACAUGGUAACAACAUGCAAAAUGCAUGACCUAGUUCAUGAUCUUUCGAAAAAAGUCGCAGGAGAGAAAUAUGCGACGAUAGCCUCUAUUGAAGAUCCUAGGAAAGUUCAUCAUGUUUCCUUUGAUUUUGAAUCACGUUGGCGACUAGAGGUACCAAGUUCGUUGCUUCAAGCACAAAGGCUUCGUUCAUUUCUUUUCCCAUCAGAUGUCAUUGACGUUGCAUGGGGAUUAACAACAUGGGAUGAAAUUAUUUCAAAUCUUAAAUUUCUACGCGUGUUACAUAUGCAUCGUGCAUGGAUUCAAAUUGUACCACAUUCAAUUGGAAAGUUGAAGCACUUGAGGUAUCUUGAUCUUUCCUACAAUUCUGAGAUAGAAACCUUACCUGCUUCUAUUACCAAGCUAGUCAAUUUGCAAACCUUGAAACUAAACCAAUGUUGGAGCCUCCGUGAACUACCAAGUGAGAUUAAUAAACUAGUCAAUCUCAGGCAUCUUGAGCUUCAGAAUUGUUGGACGAUAACUCAUAUGCCAAGAGGACUGACCCAAUUGACUAAUCUUCAAACAUUAUCCCUAGUGGUAUUAAGUGAGAAGAUCCCCGAUUCUAUGACGUUGAGCAAACAUAGUAAGCUAGAUGAACUAAUGGGACUCAACAACCUAAAAGGAGAUUUGAAGAUUAAAGGGAUAAGAAGAGGGAUGGAAACCGCAGUUACAAAGUUGAGAGAAAACAAGCAUCUUCGCUCUCUCUAUUUAGACUUUACAGAAAGUAAUGAGGAUGCACCAAGCAGCGAGCAAGAAUGGAAAACAACACUGGAAGGCCUACAGCCGCACGCAAAUCUCAGAGACUUGACUUUAGAUAUGUAUGGUGGUGCCAAUUUACACAGCUUGCUUUUCCCGCUUAAAAAUCUAGUUGCGCUUGUCUUGGCCAACUGCUCGAAAUGCCAACAACUACCUUCAUUGGAUCAAUUUCACUCUCUGAAAAAAAUGGAACUUCAUCGCUUGCUUGCUCUGGAGGAUAUUACCAUUAACGAAGGUGAUAGCUUCUUUUCCACAUCAUCCCCUGUAUCGGUACUGCCAUCUCUCGAAACACUAAAACUAGAAGUGUUGCCCAAGUUUAGAGGGUGGUGGAGGUCGGACAUGGCGGCAGAGAAUCAAGUUGAGCAGGUUGUGUUCCCCUCAUUUCCUCGUCUCUCACAUUUGAGCAUCUACGGUUGCCCGAAGCUUACUUCCAUGCCAUGCUAUCCAAAUGUUGAGGGAGAAUUGACUUUGUCGGAUACUAGUGGGAAGCAUUUCGAACAAACAAUGUUAAUGAGGGUCCCAGAACCACAAAAGAUCUCGACGACGACGACGACGACAACAACAACAGAGGUGGAAAAUGUCAUCUAUCAUCCUCUCUCCAAAUUGACGUCUUUAACUCUGGAAAAUGUCGGGCAUCUACAAUAUUUGCCGGCCAAUCAGAUGAAAAGCCUUGCUUCUCUCAAGGCAUUACGGAUUCAGAACUGCCCUGAACUGAAGUAUCUAUCUCCAGGGAUCCAAAAUCUCACCUCACUUGAGUAUUUACGGAUAGACGGUUGUGAAGAGCUUCAACUAGUAGCAAAUGAUGACUACUCCGUUAAUGAGUGGCAAGGCCUUACAAGCCUACGCAGCUUGGAAUUUGCAAAUCUACCACAGCUUGUGACUCUCCCUGAAGGACUUCAAUUCCUUAGCACUCUGAAAGAUCUCACAAUUGAGGGAUGUCAAAAUUUUACGGGCCUUCCAGAUUGGAUUUGCAACUGGUGUUCACUUGAAAGUCUUCAUAUUCCGCAAAGCCCAACUUUCAAAUCAGUGCCUGGAUCAAUAAGUAGCCUCACCUCUUUACAAGAGUUAAUAAUAAACGACAAGGAGAUGAAUCCAAGAGAAAUACGAGGGGAUUUGGAUCUGAGCUCAUGUUCAACUUCAGGAUCAGAAUAAAGGAAAAUGUGGAAGAAGUCUUCAGAGUAUUGCAGUUGUACAACAAAUGAACAUCACUGUGUGCAAGAAUGUACCAUGGCCUUUCAAUCCACGAGAACUAGCCGGCUUCCCUCUCUAACGCUUUUACAACAAUGUGCAUUUUGAUUGUUGUGAAGCAUCACCAUUAUCGACUUCUCUCGUGGUUCCCACCACCUCUUCCUCUCCUUCCCUGCGACUAUUGCACGGCUGUUCCAGAGAAGAUCGUGGCUUCAAAUCACUUAAUUUCUAGAACUAUGGGGACUUCCUAGUUUAACAUCACUACCGCAAGCAAUACAUAAUCUCACCUCUUUAUAAACGCCGAUGAUCAAGGCUUGUCCCAUCUUAUUGCAAAGAUACUGACAAGAGAAAGAGGCGACCAUCGGCAUGGGAUUCUCACAUUCCUGCAAAAAUUGGAUUUCUAUCUGGUGGAGCAAAUGUGACCUUUCACAGUUCUUUCCUUUGUUUAAGAUUGUUCUGUAGCCCCAUCGUCAACUUCUUUCAAGCAGUUCCCUCAUCCUUUUCCUCUCCUCUUGCUGCGACCAUUUAGAAAUGUUUCAUAUUACAGAGUGGAACGCGACCAAAUCACUGUCUGAAGCAUGCAUUUUGGCGAGAAUGAAAAGGUGAAAUUGUGCAGCAACUAUGGGGAUUAACCAAAAAAAAAAAAAAAAAACACUUCGAUCACCACAGGACAAAGAUGAGUGGAUCAAAGAAUUGGAUACUCUAGGUUCAUUGAUGUUUGAGAAAUCAAAGCGGCUAGAGCUAAUCUCUUUGGCAUCUGAGAUAGGAAAGAUUCUCGCUAGGAGCUUCUAAUGUUGCUCAAUCUGGAGUGCAAUUUUCUUUAGCUGUCAAGGCUUUGUUAUCACUAUUGCAGCGAGAAAAGCUAAUGGAUGUUGGAGCUAUAUGGUUGAAUGUGAUUCGACAGAUUUUGCUCAUGUUUUCUCAUGAGGUUCCAUUCUUACCCAUUACACCCCUCUACAACUGGACAGGAUCAAACUAUUCCAUUAGAUUAAUAGUUGCGUUACGUAUAACAGCCUUGUUCGUGGACAAAGUGGGCCUUAUGGAGCAAUGGGAAGUGUUUAUGGUGUCACAAUAGCUCCCUGCCUUCCAAUUCCAGAGGUGCUUCAACGACGAGCCAGACGAUAAUUGUUGAGUUGCGCCCCAUUUAUUGGGCUGGAACAAUAAUUGGGCCAAAGUGUUUAAAACACACAAAAAAAAAAAAAAAAAAAAAAAAAAAAAGAAGAGAGGAAACAAGCUUGCUGGGCAAGCUUGUGUACGUGCAGCCAAAGAAAAGAAAACAAGGGACUGCCGUGAGUGGUAAUCAGCGGACCAGAGAAAGAGAAGGGACAGAGAAGGAGGAGUAGGGUUUUGAUGCUUGUGCAAGACGAUCGGGUGGUAAAACGUUGUUGGUUUAGACUUAAAUUUGACGUGGAGAAUCUUGCAACGAGCUCUUUUCAUCUACCAGACUUGAUUUCUCAUUUAGUCUCUCUUUGGUACUCUCUUAAGUACUCCUAUUUUGAUGAGACUUAAGUAUUUCUUUGAUGUUGUAAUCCAUCUUUGAUGAUGAUGUAUAUGUUGUUGGUGGGUUAAGAAUAGUGUUUCUUGAUGAUAUUAUUAUUGUGAGCCUCUAGUUUGUAUGUAGGGAGAAACUUUGAUAUAGUGGAAGUUUUAAGUGGCCUACAGGUCCCGUGGUUUUUA
Molecule: messenger RNA, 5112 nt
Organism: Morus notabilis
Lineage: Eukaryota; Viridiplantae; Streptophyta; Magnoliopsida; Rosales; Moraceae
Product: putative disease resistance protein RGA1
Exons: 9
Coding region: 1-3399 (1132 amino acids)
Biological process (GO): defense response to other organism
Molecular function (GO): ADP binding
Source: RefSeq, a predicted model, not a curated record